AUGCCGCUGCAGCUGCCCAACGGCUUCACGGCUAUCAAAGAUGCCACCGAGGCGAAGUCCACGGUCAGUCUAAUCGGCGUGCUGGUCAGUCUUGAUCUUCCCAAAACAACGCGAAGACAGGACAUGGCCCUAAACUUCACUAUUCAAGAUGACUUCACGUCUGGUGAGGUUGGAGGUGAAUCAAGCAUCACCUGCCGAUUGUUCAGACCAACCGAAGACAAGUUUCCCAAGACCGUUGGCGAUGUCGUCAUACUCCGAAGGUGGCAGCUGCAAGAGUACCAGUUUCGCAUGGACGCCAUUGGUUCUAGGACCUGCCACAUCGUCGUCUUCCCAAGCCACAGGAUUCCCGUUCCGGGGCUGAGCGAGGCGUUUCAGGCCGGCAGUCAAAAGCUGCCUCACGAAAGGACUGGGGGCCCUCCCCCGACGAUUCCAGAGCAGAUGGCUGUCAUACAUCUAAAGCAUGCAUCCAAGGGCGCAGCACCACAAGUGAAGCAGCAUGCGGCCAUUAGUGCUUCCAAAGCCAAGACAGCAAGGAAGAAGUCUUUAAUCAAGGAUCUGCAACUUGAUACCUUCUACGAUGUUUGUGCACAGGUUGUCGACUUCUACUAUACUCAGUUAGGUGACCGAGUCGACUUGAAAGUGACCGACUAUACUCCGAAUGAACAAAUGCUCUACUACCCAGAUCCAGACUCGGAAAAAGAUUUCCCGGUCAGAGAAAGGCGCUGGAGUAGUCCAUUUGGUCACAUGGUCCUCAACAUCACCGUGUAUGGAGCAAAUGCGGCUUGGAUACAGGAAAACCUUGGCCAGGGUGACUUCGUCUUUGUAAGAAACAUGCGAGCCAAGCUGGCUACCAAUGGCAAGUUGGAGGGUGCUCUACAUGAGGACAAAAUGAACGAUUCAAAAGUCGAUAUUAUGCUCCUGAAGAGCGAGGGCGAGAUCGAAGCAAUUAACAAACGGCGGGAAGAGUACGAAAAGGAACGCGAGACCAAAACAGCUUUUCAGGCGUUGCAGAAUGAACCGAAGCAGCCUUCUGCCAAAUCUGCAAAAGAGAAAAGAGAGGCCAAGAAACUGAAGGCGCGAGCAGACAAGGACGCCGAACUAGAAGAGCUCCAGCGAACAGAACGAGAAUGGGAAAAGGGUCGUGGUGGUAUUAACACAAACGUCGAUGUUUAUCCUCCUGAAAUCAAGCUCUUCGCGCAUAGUACAAGAGACAGGAAGUGGAACAAGCAUCCCAAGCGCCAGAGCUCGAAUGGUGCCCAUGCGAACGAGAAGUGGGAAUGGGGAUUCGUUCUCCUACUCGAAGAUGCCAACGUCCCUCGCGAUACAGUGGCUGAGAAACUGCGCGUGGUCGUCAACAAUGAAGCUGCGCAGUUUCUGCUAAAGAUGAACGCUGUUGAUCUCACGAAUCAGCCCAAGGUUCUCAAGAAACUCGAGGAGAAGCUCUUCAUCUUGUGGGGUAACCUGAUGGAGCUCAAGACCGAGCUGCGAGAUCGAGGAAACGAUCUGCCGCUACCGCCGGGAGACAACCGCCUACAGAACAAGCCCUUUGACGCUUGCAUUGAAGAGUAUGGCUGCGAGGUACCCCCGACAAAAGACCAGCAUCAAUUUGGCUAUCAACGCAUGUAUAGGCUCGCGCAGACGGCGAUUGUGGAAUAA
This is a messenger RNA of Alternaria ethzedia, 1656 nucleotides long. RefSeq lists its product as uncharacterized. Lineage: Eukaryota; Fungi; Ascomycota; Dothideomycetes; Pleosporales; Pleosporaceae. Gene Ontology annotation, biological process: regulation of telomere maintenance via telomerase; telomere capping. Gene Ontology annotation, cellular component: nuclear telomere cap complex; chromosome, telomeric region. The transcript is spliced from 3 exons. The record is from RefSeq and is a predicted model, not a curated record. Gene Ontology annotation, molecular function: telomerase inhibitor activity; G-rich strand telomeric DNA binding. Bases 1 to 1656 code for a protein of 551 amino acids.